Molecule: messenger RNA, 1519 nt
Organism: Zingiber officinale
Lineage: Eukaryota; Viridiplantae; Streptophyta; Magnoliopsida; Zingiberales; Zingiberaceae
Product: traB domain-containing protein-like
Exons: 9
Coding region: 41-1324 (427 amino acids)
Source: RefSeq, a predicted model, not a curated record
AGAUCGAAGCGAGACAGGUGACUCGUAAGCGAAGCGGCUUAUGUUCACUUCCGCACGAGUCCGCCUCCUCAACUCGGCCGAGUCGCUCCUCGUGCCACCGAUCCGGUGCCCUCGCCAUGGCUUAACUCGGUACCUUCCUCCUCUGCGACGUCUCCUGUCAAUUGGUCCUCGCCCUCCUCCCCGCUUCUCCGCUUCGUUCUGUACUUCCAGCUACUGUCUCCGCCCUCCGAUGGAUCCCGCCGGAUCCGCCUCUGCGGGGUCGGAUCCUUUCGGCGUCGACGACUACGUUCACGUCUCCAAAUCUUCGUCCAACGAGGCGGCGCUCUAUUUGGAAUCGGAACGAUCCGAGACGUUCGACUCUGAUCUCCUUCCCGGGGCCGCGGAAGGGCGAUCCUCCGAGGUGGAGCCAGAUGCGAGUGGCCUGCGAUUGGGAGAGCAGGAGGGUUCUGAGACAGCGGAGAAAAGAGUGUUACCGGAGAAAUUGGCGAAAGGCGUGGUGUUCUUGGAGUGCGAGUCGUCGGCCGAAGGUGGAUCCUGCGAUGUGUACCUCGUCGGAACCGCCCAUGUUUCUCAGGAGUCUUGCAAAGAAGUUCAAGCCAUCAUCAGUUGCUUGAAGCCUCAGGUUGUUUUCCUGGAAUUGUGUGCAAGCCGGGUUGCCAUUUUGGCGCCCCAAAAUUUUCAGGUUCCAACUAUGAGUGAAAUGAUUGACAUGUGGAAGAAAAAAAAGAUGAAUACUUUUGGAAUUCUGUACAGCUGGUUUCUAGCCAAGGUUGCUCAUAAACUAGAAGUUCUUCCAGGAGCUGAGUUCCGAAUAGCAUAUGAAGAAACAAUGGGUUAUGGAGGCAAAAUUAUUCUGGGUGACCGUCCUGUUCAUAUUACCUUAAAAAGAACUUGGGGCAAGAUGUCAUUAUGGGCUAGAACUAAAUUCUUGUUCAACAUACUUUUUCAGACAGUAUUUUUACCAAGUACUGAUGAACUAAAUAAGAUGCUGAAGGACAUGGAUAAUGUUGACAUGCUAACUCUUGUAAUCCAAGAAAUGAGCAAGGCAUUCCCAACUCUAAUGGACACUCUUCUUCAUGAAAGAGAUAUGUACAUGUCCUCCACCUUACUAAAGGUUGCAAGAGAGCACUCUUCAGUUGUUGCAGUUGUCGGCAAAGGACAUUUAGCUGGAAUAAAGAAGAACUGGAAACAGCCCAUUGAGAUGAAGCAUCUUCUGGAAGUUCCAGUACGAAGUGCAGGACCAACAAGAAAAACAAUUCUAGCAUCUGUUGCAGUUGGAUUGACUGGAAUAGCUGCUGGUGUUUAUCUUCUUGCUAAGAGAUGAUCCUUGGAAUUCAACACACAAGUCAAUUCCUAAUUUAGGAUGAAAAGGUGCUUUUGUUUUAAAUUUGUUAUUAUUAUUAUUAGUUUCGAUAGGAUCAGAUUAAAGUUGUUGGUACUUGUUAUCGUUUCAUUAUUCUGAAGUUUCUGCAGCCUUCACUUCGAAAUUUUUAAUGAGAUUAACUAAUUUUAGCUUUUA